AUGAUCAUUUAUACGUCUGUUAAAGAUAUGAAUAAAAAUUUAUAUAAUCUUUUACAAAAUAAUUCACACGAACAAUCGUAUACAUCAUCAUCAACACAGCAAAUGGCAAAUAUAUUACAUGAUAUGCUCAAAUCAUUUCUUCCUUCAAUAUCAAAUAAUAAUGACAAUAAUUUUAAUACAAGAACCGAUAGUGCACAUUCAUCAUUAGCAAAAUCUCUAUCAGUUAGUUCACAAUCUCUAUCAACAUCUCAUAGUGAUUAUGAAAUCGAUCAAAUGAUAUCAUCAAACUUAAGUAAACAAUUAAAAACAAUGAAUCGUUCAAGUUCAUUAUUUCGUCGAACAAUCGUAGCGAUAAUGCAAAUUCUUUUAACAUCACCAUCACCAUCAACAAAUCUUUUAUUUAAUCAAAUACCACCAUCAUCAUCAUCAAUAGAUUUAGAAUUACCAAAUAAUUCACAAAAUCCAAUACCAUAUUCAACAUUUGAUUUAGAUGUUGAAGCAAUACUUGAUUUUGAACGAACGACAUUUGGAGAUUGUUCUUUUAAUAUACAUGAUCUGCCCAAUUUGUGA
This is a messenger RNA of Rotaria sp. Silwood2, 570 nucleotides long. The record is from the annotation of a GenBank genome assembly. NCBI's taxonomy places the organism in Eukaryota, Metazoa, Rotifera, Eurotatoria, Philodinida, Philodinidae.